Molecule: messenger RNA, 429 nt
Organism: Postia placenta MAD-698-R-SB12
Lineage: Eukaryota; Fungi; Basidiomycota; Agaricomycetes; Polyporales; Adustoporiaceae
Exons: 3
Source: RefSeq, a predicted model, not a curated record
GGGGAUGACAUUAUCGGCGUUGGGGGGGACAGAGGACGUUGCGGGGGCAGAGGCGGCUGUGGUGGCCCUCCGCUGGUCAAACUUCGAGAGGAGCGAGAAGUUUGGCUCAGGCUCUGGCGCAGGGUCUGGAGGGAGAUCUCCUCGCGUUUGACUUGGACUGGCAAUGACAGUUUGAGGAAGUCAGGAGCUGGGGGAGACAGGGCGAGAAUGCUGCGAGGCGGAGCGAGACGCGAGGGUGCUGCGGGGACCGAGUGGGUGUUGAGCCCGUCUGAUUGCCUUGUAGCGAGGGUAAUCUUCCUCAAUCGAUCGGGGUGUCCGAUUUGGGCACGGUUGCUGCUCGCAGCGGUAGAGGGCAGUCUCAGGGCCGUCUACGACGUAGACGUCGAUGAGAUCUUGAAAGUCGAAGGCGUGAACCUGGCCUUGACAGGC